This is a messenger RNA of Rhopalosiphum padi (bird cherry-oat aphid), 872 nucleotides long. Its product is annotated as annexin B11-like. NCBI's taxonomy places the organism in Eukaryota, Metazoa, Arthropoda, Insecta, Hemiptera, Aphididae. The transcript has 2 exons. The record is from RefSeq and is a predicted model, not a curated record. The coding region runs from base 123 to 734 and encodes 203 amino acids.
UGGACAUAAUUCCGGUAGGUAUACCUACUUGGCGUGUGCAGUCCGUGCACUAUAUAAGCGCGACGAUCCGGUGCCUGUGAUUUUCUUUCGCCAACAGACUCAAUCGCGCCAACUCGUACAAGAUGGACAAGACCACCAGAGUGUUCGUCUUUUGCGUCGCUGCUGUAGCUAUGAUUGCGAUCAGCGAAAUACCAGUUGGCACAGAAGCGUUUUUGGAGCCAUUCGCCAGCCAUUUGAUAGCGAAAAAAAUGAUGCUUAAACACGGAGUGGGCGCACCUGCUGCACCGACCGGUCAAACACAGUACAUUUAUUACGGCGGGCAAUAUCAACACCAGCCACAGCCGCGGCCGUCACCGCCCCAGCCCCAGCUCAGCGUGAGCUAUCCGGCGUACGGUCCUCAAACGUCCAGUUACCCGGCGUACGGCCCUCAAACUGCCAGUUACCCGGCGUACGGACCUCAAACGUCCAGUUACCCGGCGUACGGACCUCAAACGUCCAGUUACCCGGCGUAUGGUCAACAGACUAAUGGCUAUUCGGCGUACGCUCAGGCCAGUUUCAGCGGAUACAACGAACAGCCCGCGCCCGUUGUCAAACCAGCAUCGCUGCCGUCCGGAUGUCCACCGGCUAGCCAGCCGAGCACACCGGUCGACUACUCCAACUACGCCGUACACGGUGGACACGGUUACGGCAGCUAUGGCAGCAGCAACAACAACAACGGGGGUUAUGGAAAAUAAUGUAUGCGGAAAGACCACAACCGCAAUAAUAAUAAUAAUAGUAAUAGUAAUAAAAAUACCACCAAUGUAUUAUUGACUAUGUAAGUUUAAAGAAUUAAAAAUUAAUUUAAUAGUAAAAAAAUGACAAUGUACAAAUAA